Capronia coronata CBS 617.96 is the source of this 567-nucleotide messenger RNA. RefSeq lists its product as uncharacterized. Gene Ontology annotation, cellular component: cytosol. The transcript has a single exon. Gene Ontology annotation, molecular function: molybdopterin synthase activity. The record is from RefSeq and is a predicted model, not a curated record. NCBI's taxonomy places the organism in Eukaryota, Fungi, Ascomycota, Eurotiomycetes, Chaetothyriales, Herpotrichiellaceae. Gene Ontology annotation, biological process: Mo-molybdopterin cofactor biosynthetic process. The coding region runs from base 1 to 567 and encodes 188 amino acids.
AUGGCUACGGAAAGCUCACCUGCCGUUCCCUCCAAGCAACCGUCGUCGCAGACGUCCUCAAUCCUCGAUCCCUCCAACUUCCCCCAAACACUAUCGUCAGAAACAAUCUACAUCUCUCUAGUCUACGACCCUCUUGACGUCCCAGCCUACCUCCGCUUCACCCGCUCUCCCAAAGCUGGCGCCAAUGUCCUGUUUCUAGGCACUACCCGCGACAACUUCGACUCUCGGCCGGUCUCCCGCCUCUCUUACUCGGCUUAUCCGUCUCUCGCCCUCAAAUCCCUGUAUGCCAUUGCCGAAGAUGUACAGAAGAAACAUGGACUCGAAAAGGUUGUGAUAGUUCAUCGUUUGGGAGAGGUCAAAGUCGAAGAGGAGAGCAUCGCGGUCUCGGUGAGCAGCGGACAUCGUGCCAGUGGUUGGACGGGCGCCGAAGAGAUUCUGGAAAGGGUCAAAGCCAGAGCGGAGAUCUGGAAGAGAGAGUGGUUUGCCGACACGGGCGAGGUGCAGGAAGGCGUGUGGCGCGCGAACAAGGAAACAGAUGCCCAAGGCAACUCCAUCCAAUCCAAGUGA